Molecule: messenger RNA, 1692 nt
Organism: Daldinia childiae
Lineage: Eukaryota; Fungi; Ascomycota; Sordariomycetes; Xylariales; Hypoxylaceae
Product: Ran-binding protein 3
Exons: 5
Coding region: 1-1692 (563 amino acids)
Biological process (GO): intracellular transport
Cellular component (GO): nuclear pore; cytoplasm
Molecular function (GO): GTPase activator activity
Source: RefSeq, a predicted model, not a curated record
AUGUCCGCCGCGAAAGUUGACCCCGCGCCCAACGCCGCCACGAGCGGUGAUAAGCAAUCAGGCAAAGAUUCCAUAUCAGAUCACGAGUCUCUUGAGGUUCGCAACAAUAGCUUAAGAAACCAGGUGUCAUCUCCAAAGAAGAAGCGGGCGCGCGAUGAGGUAGACGACCCGAACGACACCUCCUCAGAUGGCGAUGUAUCUCCGAUAGGCGCCGAUUCCGCCAUUUCUGAGCCCGAGAAGAAACGUCCUCGCGACAUCUCAAGUGAAUACAAAGUAAAAGCAGAUGCGCUUACUGCUUCGUUCAAGUCCAAAGACAGCUCCGAAGCUAAGACGGAUGCUAAGAAUGACACACCAAGUACUGAGAAGCAAGCGGCGACAAAGGAAGACAUCGAUACCGAGAAGGGAAAAAAUACAAGCACAACAUCUAACUCUGCUUUCAGCAGCUCUGGAAUCGCAGGGUUUGCUUCCCAAGCAUCGCCGUUUUUACAGCCUGGCUCGAAACCCUUAUCUUCUUUCGCUAGUCCGUCUGGCUCACAGUCCCCAUUCGGCGCCGCUGCCACAACAUCUACAACAUCUAUAUUCGGCAGUUCCAGCUUGUCUAAUGGUACCUCUCCUUUUGGUCAAGUAGGAGGAGCAGCGAAACCUUUCGGCAGUACCGUCUUCGGCGGAACAUUUGGCGGAAAAUUCGGCGAAUCUAAGCUUACUAGCUUUGGUAAGCCCGGUGAAUCAUUUAAAAGCAGUAAACCGGCUAAGCCGUUCGGAGCACCUGUGAGCGAGGAGGAAGACAAUAAUGGAGAAGAUGGUGGCAACUCUGAAGAUGGAAACAGAGCUGAUAACGAGGAUAAAGAAGCUCAAGAGGAGAAGAAUGCGACUGAUGACAAGAAGAAGACAAAGCUUCAGCGAGUGGUUAUUGAUGAUGGUGAGGCUGGCGAGGCUACUAUCCUGCAAGUUCGUGCCAAGAUCUUCCAUCUCGAUAAAGCUAGCUCCUCUUGGAAAGAACGGGGCGCUGGAAACCUGAAGAUCAACGUACCUCUAUCCUGCGUCGAUAUUGACGAAGAUACGGGUGCAGCUAUUCCUGGAUCCUUUGAUGCAUCCGCUCUAGACGGCGCCGAUGCCAAGGUCGUUCGUUUGGUCAUGCGACAAGAUUCUACUCACCGCGUGAUCCUUAACACUGUCAUAAUUCCGGCCAUGCAUUUUCAGGAAAAGUCUACAGCCAAGGCAACUCAUGUCCUAUUCACGGCUAUAGAAGACGAGGGGGCUGUCAGCGUUCAAGUAAAGAUGAACACGGCAAAUGCCAAGAGCUUCCUAAAUGAGGUCGGAAAGAUACAGCUUACCGACAAAUCCAGUUCUAAGGACGGUAAAGCAAAGGGUCUCGAUGUUAAUGUCGAGGAACACUUGAGUGACGGAAAGAAGAAGAAUAAAGUAAUUGAUGGGGUGGCCCCUGCACCAGAGCAGGAGCUACCACAAUAUGUUGAACCUGCUGGGGAGUCUAAUGGUCAUUUACCCCAGCCAGCCCCAAAGAAAUCGAGCGUGAAUGGAUCCGAUAAGGAGGCCUCUAGCAGCCUGAGCCUAAAGAGCCGGUCUUCAUCUGGGGAUUCAGUCAAGCGCAAGGUCGCAGAGUUGGAUGGCCCUCUGACGCGAGCUGGGAAGAAGAGACUCGAUGCGUCCUUGUUUUCCGAGAAGCGGUCUUAG